ACGGUAAUCAAGCGUCUCCUUCAUUCGACAAGCAUCAGAUUCAGUACAGGACCAACGUUAAUCUGACUCGAAACUCGUUUCUUCGAUGAAACCAGACGUAAACUUUUUUUUUUUUUUUUAGAAACAAAGAGUGAUAAUGUCUAAAAUAAGUUCGGAUACGUUGUGGGAUAUUGCUGCAGCGGAAGUGUGCAGCAGGGAGAGCAGGACUGAUGAAGAGGAUGCUGAAGAGGACGCGCACUUUCCCACACAGAGAACAGUCUUCUUCAUGGGCAGUAAAGCAGGGGGUAAAACAACAAUAUUACUGCGGUUCCUUGAUAGAGAUGAGACAGCUAAACCUACACUUGCACUGGAGUACACUUUUGGUAGACGUGCAAGAGGGCAUAAUACGCCUAAAGACAUCGCUCACCUGUGGGAACUGGGAGGAGGAAUUUCCUUGUCAGACCUCGUGCAGAUUCCCAUGACGGCUGACAAUGUCAGUUCUUUGUCUGUAGUACUUGUUCUGGAUCUGUCUAAACCCAAUGUUCUUUGGGAGACCAUGGAGAGGCUGCUUGAUUCAGCUCGAAGUCAGGUGGAAAAAGUGUGUGCCUCACAUCAGAAGACAGGAGAAUCCAGAUACGGCAAACAACGAGUCCCACGAGUCCUCCACAAGGACUAUCCGGACAGAGAGCUCAUCAGCCCUUUCCCUGUUCCUCUUCUCAUAGUUGGAAGCAAGUUUGACAUCUUUCAGGACUUUGAUUCAGAGAAGAGAAAGGUGAUUUGUAAGACUCUGCGCUUCAUAGCCCACUUCUACGGAGCCUCAUUAAUCUUCACCAGCAGCAAGUCAGAAGCUACAAUGUCUAAAAGCAGGAGUUUUGUUAAUCAGCUGGCGUUUGGGACUGAAAGACCAAAGUCAAUCUCUACUGACCCCAGCAAACCUCUGGCAAUACCAGCAGGCUUUGACUCCCUCAGUCAGAUUGGCCCGCCUGUAACUUCUGAUGUUGAUAUCGGGACUCUUCAUGCCAAAAACCCCUUAGACCUUUGGAAAAAGGUUUUUGAAAGGGUUUUCCCACCUGAGAACAUCAAGGAACGUAAGGAGCUGAAAGAUCCUGCCAAAGACCCCCAGUACAAUGAGACCCUUAUAGACUCUAUCAGAGCUCAGAAAGACCAGGAGCUGGAGCAGUACAAGAGAGAACAAGCAAAGUCAUGGAAAAGUUUGGCUCUGGAUCCAUAGAUUUCACUCAAAACCUUUUAGAAGACCUACAUCUGUAUUAAUGUAUUGUACUGGACUUCAUCCACUUUCCAUUAUGUACCAUAAAGAAUGAAAUGUCUUCAUGUAUGAAUAUUGCUAUAAUGUGUAAUGGUAGUAUGGCUGUCUAUGUGGCUAACGUUUGUAGCUCAUAUUGCUUCUUUGUAGUUAAAUACAAUUUUGAGAAUGUAUUUUGUAAAUAAAUUAUUAAAUGGAUUAUUUUGUAUAUUGCCCUAUCAAAGCAUCCCUUGAUAAAUAUCAAAUUAUUUCAACUGGACACAA
Molecule: messenger RNA, 1507 nt
Organism: Sinocyclocheilus grahami
Lineage: Eukaryota; Metazoa; Chordata; Actinopteri; Cypriniformes; Cyprinidae
Gene: dync2li1
Product: dynein, cytoplasmic 2, light intermediate chain 1
Exons: 13
Coding region: 137-1210 (357 amino acids)
Biological process (GO): intraciliary transport involved in cilium assembly; intraciliary retrograde transport
Cellular component (GO): ciliary basal body; cytoplasmic dynein complex; axoneme
Molecular function (GO): dynein heavy chain binding
Source: RefSeq, a predicted model, not a curated record